Parastagonospora nodorum SN15 is the source of this 1203-nucleotide messenger RNA. RefSeq lists its product as hypothetical. Gene Ontology annotation, molecular function: ATP binding; protein serine/threonine kinase activity. Gene Ontology annotation, cellular component: cytoplasm; autophagosome. Gene Ontology annotation, biological process: autophagy; protein autophosphorylation; peptidyl-serine phosphorylation. Bases 1 to 1203 code for a protein of 400 amino acids. The record is from RefSeq and is a predicted model, not a curated record. Lineage: Eukaryota; Fungi; Ascomycota; Dothideomycetes; Pleosporales; Phaeosphaeriaceae. The transcript has a single exon.
AUGCAUGACAGCGGUGCACUCACGCCACCGGCCACGCCAACGUCACACUCGAAAAGCGGCUCGCUGUCAUCAGACUUCUUGACAUCUCUAUCAUGUCUCCGACGCGGCGACUCCAUGUCAUCGUCCACCGGUCGACCAUCUCUCGAUGACUCGAUGCGACCUGGCAGUACGGACCUACUGAAGUUUCCACACCACUUGACCGAUUACAGUAUCAAACUAGAUGGCGAGGGCCGGAAGCGCCCUAUCGGAGUCGGCGCAUGGAGCGAUGUCUAUCUGGCCAAACCAAACCUGCCACAGUCGAGAGAUAUACCUGCGGCACCGGCAAUGACGCCUCCACUUACGCCCCGUCAUUCGCGCGGCGCAAGCAAGGACAGCUCAUACUUCCCUUCCAUACCUUCGAUGUACGCCAUUAAAGUUCCCGGCUCGACAAGCGCGAAGAAGGUCCUUGACGCUGAGGCGCGAAUCCUAUCUUACCUGUCGCGCUUCCCCAACGCUGAUCGUCACGUCGUGCCAUUCUUCGGCCAAGAUGUCCGGACAGGCGCGCUUGUACUCAAAGCACUGGACGGCACGUUGGACGACUGGAUCGAGAAGAGCCUUAACAGCCUCGACGAGCCCGCUCGCGCUGCAAAGCUUGCGGCCCUGUUCCCAACUAUUGCGCUGUCACUCAUCGACAGUCUGAUGUGGAUGCAAGAAAAGGACUGCAUACACGCCGACAUCAAACCCUCCAACAUCCUUGUAUCCUCGGCAGCAUCGCAGCUCGACCUCGUCUACUCCGACUUCUCGUCUACCAUCCUCACCACCGUCACAGACGAUAUCGUCACGCCACCUCCCAUGGGCGCUGGUACUUGGGAAUUCCUCGACCCAUCACUACUAAGCUCGUUCAACCCAGCCACACCGUGCGCUGCGACGGAUCUCUGGUCUCUCGGUAUCACACUGCUAUUCUUGAUCCUCGGCACUAGUCCCUACGAUGCCUUCAAAGCAAACAAAUUCCAGCAGCGCGAGAUGAUCAAGUCUGGCAGCCCAUUACAAUGCCUCGGCUACGAUGACCAAGGGAUCCUCAACACGCGCAGACUCAAGCAGUUGAGCAAGACGCUAGACUGGGACGUGUCGAAGUGGCUUGGCAAGGUGCUCGUCAAGAGCAAGGAGAAGCGCGUAAGCGUCGCCGCUUGGAGAGCGGAGCUGGUGCAGCACAUGGCACGUUGA